Molecule: messenger RNA, 1948 nt
Organism: Puntigrus tetrazona (Sumatra barb)
Lineage: Eukaryota; Metazoa; Chordata; Actinopteri; Cypriniformes; Cyprinidae
Gene: habp2
Product: hyaluronan binding protein 2
Exons: 13
Coding region: 93-1703 (536 amino acids)
Biological process (GO): blood coagulation; proteolysis
Cellular component (GO): membrane
Molecular function (GO): calcium ion binding; serine-type endopeptidase activity
Source: RefSeq, a predicted model, not a curated record
AAGGGUCCAGGGGUUGUUCAUAUACAGGUCAGCGUAUCUACUAGACAGGGGACUUCUGUGUUUGUUGCACUGCGACUUUUAUUCCUGAAAUCAUGUUUCCAGUGAUUCUGCUUCUGAUGGGCCUUUCUGGCCUCGCUUUGCCAGUCCAAGCAGCAACGGGUCUAUUGGAUGACAUUUUCGGUUUAGUUGAUGAAAUAUUUGACUAUGCUGUUAAUGACAACACAGAGGAAAUAUCUUCAGCUGAAAUCAAUGAAACUAUCGAUUGGAUUUUUUCCUUUUUCGAUGAACCAGAAGUGUGUGAUCCAAAUCCAUGCCAAAACAACGGAGUGUGCGAGGUUCUUGAGAGCGGUGGCUUCAAAUGCAUCUGUAAAGAGCCUUACAUUGGAAAAAAGUGUCAGGAUGAGAGGAACUUUUGUAAGAAAGUGAAGUGCGGUCAUGGUGAUUGUGUCAGAACUCAAGAGGCCCCGUUUUAUGAAUGCAAAUGUCACCCUCCCUAUAAGGCCCCUGAGUGCAAAAAAGCCUCUGCUUGCAAGCCGAGUCCAUGCCUGAAUGGAGGAAAGUGUGUUAAAGGCCGAACCAGAUCCAGAUUCACAUGCAAAUGUCCUGAAACUUACAGUGGGAGGUUCUGCCAAGUCGGUCCAAAUGAUUGCUAUGAGGGGAACGGGGAGUCGUACAGAGGUUUUGUCAGUGAGACAGUGGAAGAAACUGAAUGUUUACCGUGGAACUACUAUCUUAUACCUUCAAAUGAGUUUAAAGGGAACGAGAGCAUUGGAGCCCACAAUUACUGCAGAAAUCCGGAUGGAGACCGGGAACCCUGGUGCUUUGUGAAAGACAAGGGCAGUCUUCGGUGGGACUACUGUAACGUCAAGCUAUGCUCUACACCAGAACCGGCAAAACCUUCAACAACCCCUGCAAAACUGCAGUUCUCUGAAUGUGGAAAGACUCAGGCUAGUAUGAUAUCUCCGAGGAUAUUUGGUGGGAGGAAGUCUCUGCCUGAAGCCCAUCCCUGGCAGGUCUCGUUUCAGAACCGCCCCAUGGGUUCUAAUGCAUCAUUCAGUCACAGCUGUGGAGGAACCCUAAUUGACUCCUGCUGGGUCCUAACUGCUGCUCACUGCAUCGAUGAGAACGAGGAGGUGAGGUUGGAGAUGGGUGGUGUGAACCUGAAGAAAGAUGAUCCUGCAAAACAGUUUCUUGAGGUGGAGAAAAUCAUUGUUCACGAGAACUACACAGAGACUCCUCAAGCCCUGUAUAACGAUAUAGCACUGUUGAAAUUAAAGGCAAUAAAUGGGCGGUGUGCCAAUGAGACCAGGUCUGUUAAGGCAGCCUGUCUCCCCAAUGAUUCAUUCCCUGAUGGAACACUUUGCACAAUAUCAGGCUAUGGAACAACUGAGAAAGAGGAUGCCGUCUCUCCUCAGCUGCUGGACGCCAAAGUUCUCUUAAUCUCUCAGAAGCGUUGUAUGUCUCGUAAUGUUUAUGAGAACAGACUGGAUGAUUCCAUGAUGUGUGCUGGAUAUAUGCAGGGAAAGACUGACUCUUGUCAGGGUGACUCUGGUGGACCCCUUGUUUGUCAGAAGGAUGAGACUCAUUACAUCUAUGGUGUUGUGAGUUGGGGUGACAGCUGUGGAAAGAAGAACAGGCCUGGAAUAUAUGCCCGUGUCACCAAGUUCAUGGACUGGAUCAAUGAAAAGAUGCAUACAUCUUAGGAUGGCUACUUCCAAGGUUUGAGUUUAACGAUCUAAUAUCUGAAAGAGUUUACCUAAAUAAACCAAUUUACAACUGAUGUAAAAAAUUAGAGAUCUACAAAAAAAAAAAAAGUCCAAUUAGUUACCAAGGGUGUAACAAUAUCGGUUUCUAAUCGUUCUAAAUUAAAAACUGGAUUAAAUUUUAAAAUGUGCACACAAAUCAGAAGGAAAAUAAACUUGAGUUUGAAGGAGUGAGGUUAAGUAGA